GGAAGCUGCUUUCUGUGUCUGCUCGACUGGAAGCGUGACACUGUGCUCGUGGCCUCGCUGGAUGUGAAGAUUACAUUGCUGCUCGCGAUGCAGCAAGCUCCCCUCCGGCUGUCCCAGACAUUAUGGUCCGCUUUUCGAGCCGCGAAGCCCGUCCACCGAUCCCUCGCAUGUCCCCGUCAAUUCUCGACCGUGGUGCGUCCAAGAGCGCAGCCAUGGACCCGCCAUCAGCCAGGGAUAGCUGUUCGAGCUCGGUUUUAUAGCGAGAAAAAGACGGACAUUAGUCGAGAGAUAGAGGAUGCGAAGGAUCGAAUAGGCGAGAGCCUCGAUUCAAGAGCAGAUGCCGCGGCGCAGAUGCCACACAAGCUCAAGCACCCUCAGGAUGAAACGAUUGUCCACACCAUUCCCGAGUCCUCCUCAAUAGUACAUACCUCCAAACAUGAGGAACACAAGGCCCCCGAUAAACCAGAACCAGCGCAGCCCUCCAGUUCUUCCAGUAAACCCCUGCCGUCCGCCAUCUCCUCUCGCUAUACCGAUCUUCAACAACGCUUUGCCCAUUUCAUGGACAACUUCCAAACCCACGUCUUUACGGCCUCUCGCCGCCUCAAUGACCUAACAGGCUAUUCAGGAAUCGAAACAUUGAAAGCUGACAUUGAACGCCAAGAGUCUAUAGUACAAGAAUGUCGUGCAGCAGUGAAGGACGCUCGGGCGCGGUAUAGCGAAGCCAUUGCUAUGCGUAGUACCACGCAACGGGAAGUCAAUGAUCUGCUGCACAGAAAGCAUACGUGGUCGCCCGCAGACCUGGAGAGAUUUACCAGUUUAUAUCGAUCCGAUCACGCCAAUGAGCAAGCCGAAGCCGCUGCGCAAAAGGAAGUUAGCGACGCAGAAGCCCGGUAUGAGGAAGCGUCUACCAAGCUUGCGAGGGCUAUAUUAGCUCGGUACCACGAAGAACAAAUCUGGAGUGAUAAGAUAAGGCAGAUGUCUACGUGGGGCACGUGGGGAUUGAUGGGAAUCAACGUGUUGUUGUUCCUCAUCUUCCAGGUCGUCUUGGAACCAUGGCGGAGGAAACGCUUGGUCAAAGGCUUCGAAGAGAAGGUGGAGUUGGCACUGAAAGAAAAGGAGGAAGAGACCAAAAUGGCAGUGGUACAGCCGAAUCAGACUAUGGCGGAAGCUGCAGCGAGCAUGACGGCCGGUGAGAAAGUCGAGGCGGUGGCGGACAACAUUGCGGAACAGAUUGUUGAUGCUGUUACGGGUUCAACAUCGGACGAUAAAGCUCCAACGCCACCUCCCUUAUCGAAAAUCGAAGCAGCCGUCGAUACUGUAACAGCACACGAACUCGAGAUUGAAGAGACAGUGCCUGCAGGCACUGCGGACGCUCUUCUCUCUUCUGUCAUGGCUGAUACGACGCCAUCACAGCAGCCCGCCAAUGGGUUCCCACGCUGGACAUCUCCCGACUCCCGCUUCGCAUGUUACGAAGACUCCCUGAGGGCGCUGUUCAGUGACGACCACAAGAUCCUCGUGUCGCAGAGGGACUUGACCACCGUGGCCAUGGAGGGCGUCGCUGGCGGCAUGGCCAUCAUGGGCCUCCUGUUUGUGCUCCUCCGGCCGCGGUAGUGUACUAUCACGUCUCUGCACACCCAAAACUAACCCAACAACUUCUAGCGGGUUAAUUGGAGCUAGGACGCAGAGGUCGCCUAGCUUGUUGUAUAUAUUCCGAUCCACCUACCCCAUCGAUCUAUGAAUUCGUCCGUCUAUGAUUGGGACUGCAAAACACCCACCCCAUGUUCUGUAGAUAGCACUACUCCCAGUGUUUCCACCCGAGGAGGCGGAGUCAGUGAACGAGUGUAAUGUACGAUAUAGAGAAGAAGGGAGCCAGGGUAUACCAAGACCUCUACAGCUUGAAGUUUUGUUUCUGA
This is a messenger RNA of Cladophialophora immunda, 1913 nucleotides long. RefSeq lists its product as uncharacterized. Gene Ontology annotation, biological process: inner mitochondrial membrane organization. Gene Ontology annotation, cellular component: mitochondrial inner membrane. The transcript has a single exon. The coding region runs from base 88 to 1611 and encodes 507 amino acids. NCBI's taxonomy places the organism in Eukaryota, Fungi, Ascomycota, Eurotiomycetes, Chaetothyriales, Herpotrichiellaceae. The record is from RefSeq and is a predicted model, not a curated record.